This is a messenger RNA of Mangifera indica (mango), 770 nucleotides long. Its product is annotated as lamin-like protein. The record is from RefSeq and is a predicted model, not a curated record. Gene Ontology annotation, cellular component: plasma membrane. The coding region runs from base 54 to 566 and encodes 170 amino acids. The transcript has 2 exons. Gene Ontology annotation, molecular function: electron transfer activity. Lineage: Eukaryota; Viridiplantae; Streptophyta; Magnoliopsida; Sapindales; Anacardiaceae.
ACUCGAACUUGCAUAAACUGAAAGAGAGAGAGAGAGAGAGAGAGAGAGGGAAAAUGACUGUGGCACUAAAAAUGGUGAUGGGGGUUGCACUAGUGUUGGUAUGGGACAUGGUGGUGAUGGUUCCUGAGGUGGCUGCAACCAGGUGGACUGUGGGAGCUAACCACGGCUGGACUACUGGUGUGAACUACACAAGUUGGGCUCAAGACAAGCACUUUAUCAAUGGAGAUUGGCUCUUUUUUGUAUAUGACAGGAAUCAGAUGAACGUGCUCGAGGUGAACAAGACAGACUAUGAAUCAUGCAACUCCGAUCACCCACUUCACAGCUGGACUACCGGAGCUGGGAGAGACGUGGUUCCGCUUAAUGUGACCAGAGAUUACUACUUCAUUAGUGGCAAGGGCUUCUGCUAUGGCGGUAUGAAACUAGCUGUCCAUGUCGAAAACCCACCUCCUCCUCCUGUAGCCUCCCCGGUUGAAAGUGGCUCUCCAUCAAUCUACCAAGACAAGCUUGUUUUACCAGCUCUUUUUGCCCUUGGUGCCCUGUGGAACGCCCUCAUCCGUUUCCCGUGACCAUACUAAGCUAGCAACAUUUAUCAGGAUACCGCAUUCUGCACAAGCAUUCCUUAACCAAAUUGUGAAAGGAAUUGAGUUGUCUUCCUCUUCAUUUUUCACAAAUUUUCUUAAUGACCAGAGAUGUUUGAAUUGAACAAUGUUAUGGUUGAUGUUGAGAAAAGACACUUGAAGAUUUGAUUUUAUUUAUUGGGGAUUUCAAUC